AUGAUGCAAUUCAAAUCUAGAAUACCAUUGCUCUUCAAAGACAGUUUUAUAAGACAAGCUAGUCGUAGAAUUUCAAAUCAAUUUGAAUUGAAUGGUCUGAGGUUCAAACUAUCACCAUCGUUUAAACAAAGUUUCAGAUUCAAUUCAACAAAUGCAUCGAAACCAGUUGUCAAGCCAAAAGGUAUUAAAGGAUUAAUGCAAGUAUAUGGGUAUUCAGCAUUAGUAGUUUAUAUUGGUCUUUCAUGUAUUGAUCUUCCUUUGUCAUUUUUAUUGGUUCAUUCGCUAGGUGAAGAGAAGAUUAGUGUAUAUAUCAAUAAGGUUAAACAAUUAUUUGGGUAUGGCAAAGAAGAAGCUGAAUUAAUCAAUGACGUUAGAGAAAGAAUCAAGAAAAGGGAAGAAGAUCAAGUUAAUGGUCAAACAGAACAGUUAAAAUUAUGGGAGAGAUUGAAACAGAGUACAUUAUUGACAGAGCUUUUAAUCGCGUACGGUAUUCACAAAAGUUUAAUAGUUCUUAGAGUCCCAAUAACAGCGGCUGUUACACCAAGUAUGAGUAAGAUAUUAUCCAGAUAUGGUAUUGAUUUUAAGCGUAAGAGUAAUAAGAUGUUUCAAACAAUGUCACAAGAUGCGAAGAUAAGAUAUAAAAAUAAUGAUCCUAAUAAUUUCAUCAAGACGGGAACCUCUGUACCAAAGCAAGACAAGACAAAAGGUCAAAAGUGGUUUAAUGGUUUGAUGUGA
Molecule: messenger RNA, 735 nt
Organism: Vanderwaltozyma polyspora DSM 70294
Lineage: Eukaryota; Fungi; Ascomycota; Saccharomycetes; Saccharomycetales; Saccharomycetaceae
Gene: NAT2
Product: Nat2p
Exons: 1
Coding region: 1-735 (244 amino acids)
Cellular component (GO): mitochondrion
Source: RefSeq, a predicted model, not a curated record